GAGUGCAGUCUUUUAUUAGCCCUGGUUGGUGUUAGUCUCUUCAACACUGAACAAGCAAAAGGUAUCUCAGCCCUCGGUAUCAUGGCAGGAGAGGGAGUCACUAUUUCCCAUUGGGUCUCAUGUCCGGUGCGCUACCAGGAGCACUUUAAAACCAGGAAUCUUAACGAAUGCACCACAGAUCAUCGACUGUUUGCCCUGCCAGGACCCGAAUGCCCUCCAGUUAGGGUGGACACUGGAGUGGUACAAGCAGACAGUGAGGACCAAGACUCGGGACAGCCGCUGUUUCAAGUCCUGCUGGACGUGACUCAGUUUAAACCAGAAGAUAUCCUUAUACAAGUGUUUGAAGGGUGGCUGAUAAUCCGUGGUCGACAUGGGGAGAGGAUGGAUGAGCAUGGGUUUGUGUCGCGGGGUUUCACCAGACAGUAUCAACUGCCUGACUGCCAGCUCCAGGCACGAGACCUGAAAGCCAUACUAUGUCAUGAUGGGAUACUAGUAGUGGAGACCAAAGACAGAUGGUGGUCAGCGUGUGAUUAAAUACAACAAUUAAAGAAGCAGAACUUUGUUCAAUAGAUGUUUUUAAAGUUGUAUUUACCUUACUGUGCUCAUUUCUCAGAAAGUUUGACCACAUAGUGCUUAGCAGCAACAAUGUAAUAUAAAAAAAAUAAAGGCUGCCAAAACAAA
Messenger RNA from Misgurnus anguillicaudatus (oriental weatherfish), 681 nucleotides. RefSeq names its product heat shock protein, alpha-crystallin-related, b3 (gene hspb3). The record is from RefSeq and is a predicted model, not a curated record. Gene Ontology annotation, cellular component: cytoplasm; nuclear speck. NCBI's taxonomy places the organism in Eukaryota, Metazoa, Chordata, Actinopteri, Cypriniformes, Cobitidae.